Messenger RNA from Portunus trituberculatus (swimming crab), 7442 nucleotides. Its product is annotated as zinc finger protein 347-like. The coding region runs from base 725 to 1351 and encodes 208 amino acids. Gene Ontology annotation, biological process: regulation of transcription by RNA polymerase II. NCBI's taxonomy places the organism in Eukaryota, Metazoa, Arthropoda, Malacostraca, Decapoda, Portunidae. Gene Ontology annotation, molecular function: RNA polymerase II cis-regulatory region sequence-specific DNA binding; DNA-binding transcription factor activity, RNA polymerase II-specific. Gene Ontology annotation, cellular component: transcription regulator complex; PcG protein complex. The record is from RefSeq and is a predicted model, not a curated record. The transcript has 2 exons.
ACGUCACCGCCCACAACAAGCAGCCAUGUGUGUUUGUUGACAUUAUCUGCUGUACCUUCCAUUUUACCCUCCCACUUCACCUGCCUGACUAAUUAAACCCCCGGGGGCUCACCUGGGCAUGAAGAGGAGGCCCUGGAGUACACACAGGGGGAAAAUGGCCGCCAAAUAAGAGGCCAGGAGGGAAAAAUGGCGGCAUGAAUUAAGGAGUGCUAAUUUUUACCAAGUUUCGGAAAUGUCACUCAGAUUUUAUAUUUUUCUGCCCACCGGGAAGAAACGCGCGGACUGGACCAUGGAGGCUGCCACGGGGGAAAGAAGUAGUGCGGAGUGAGGUGGAGUGCAGCCCGUGUGUGUGUGUGUGUGUGUGUUGGUGCAGUGCUGGGGCCCUGGCACUCUGGCACCACUCACCAACAAGCCUCACCCAGACUCAGACUCUGCAGUAAACACCUGAACAGUACAACAGGUGGACGUGUCUCCCGCUACACUAAGGCCCUGGGGCGCUGUGUGUGUGUGUGUGUGUGUGUGUGUGUGUGUGUGUGUGUGUGUGUGUGUGUGAGGGGACAGACCAGAGAGAUGUGCUGCCUCUCCUGUGCAGUGAAGGCAGGAGUGAGUGUGCAGACAGUGCAAUGAGUGCAGCGCUGUGCUGCGGUGGCGGCGGCGGCAGUGUUGGAGCGUGACGGUGGCUUGACACAGCGCAGCGCAGCACAGCACAUUGUGGCGCAGCAACAUGAGCAGUGUGGGGGACAAGUACCGCCACUUCCUCAGCAUGCACAGCCCCACCCAGGGUGGCGGCGGCGGCGGCUACCAGUGCAGCGAGUGUGGGGAGGUGUUCGCGGAGAGGGCCGGGCUGCUUGAGCACGGCCUGCACCACAGCGGGGACAAGCGGAACCUGUGCAACCUGUGCGGCAAGCAGUUCACCCGCAAGAGUGACCUGAGCCGCCACCUGCUGAUCCACAGCGGCGAGAAGCGGUACAAGUGUGGCGAGUGCUGCAAGCUGUUCACCCGCACCAGCGAUCUCAACCGCCACGUGCUGACCCACAGCGGCGAGAAGCGCCACAUCUGUGGUGAGUGUGGCAAGCGCUUCACCCGCAAGAGUGACCUCAACCGCCACAUCCUGGUGCACUCGGCGGACAAACGGUGCGAGUGUGGAGAGUGUGGCAAGCUGUUCGGCCGCGAGGAGAGCCUGCGCCUGCACAUGAGUGUGCAUGCCAGCGGGCGCAGGCACCAGUGUGAGGAGUGUGGGGAGCUGCUGCCCGACGCGGCCGCCCUGCGCGCCACCGCUUCCUGCACACCGGCGACAAGCCCCACAAGUGCGGUGGUUGCGACAAGCAGUUCACCCGCAAGAGUGACCUGAACCGGCACGCCUCUAUGCACAGCGAGGAGCGGCGCUUCAAGUGUCCAGAGUGCAGCCAGCAGUUUGCCCACAAGAAUGAGUUGAGCGGCCACAUGCUGGUGCACUGCGCUGAGCGGAACUACAAGUGCCAGGAGUGCAGCAAGCGCUUCAACUGCAACUCCAAGCUGAAGCGCCACAUGCUGGUGCACACCGGUGAGCGGCACUUCAAGUGUGAGGUGUGCGACAAGCGCUUCACGUGCAACUCCAAGCUCAAGCGACACAUGCUGGUGCACAGCGGAGAGAAGAACUUCAAGUGCGACGAGUGUGACAAGUCCUUCAACUGCAACUCAAAGCUCAAGAGACAUGUGUUUGUGCACGCCAACGCCACCACCGCUGCCACUGGUCGGCCCCGCGACAAGCAGGUGUGCGACGGCGGCUCCUUUGGCCCGGACUGCUCCUUCAUCAUGCCAGACGCGGUGAACGAGGUGUUUGUGAUGCCCGGGGCUGUGGCCAACCACCAGGUGUUUGUCAAGGAGGAGGCACUGGAGGACUGUGUCUUUGUCAACAAGAUACACUUCCAGUGACUCGCGGCCGUCCCUCCCCUCGCACUGUGCCGGCCGGCCCCACUAUUUAUUCCAUGCCAGUGACACUCCACCACACCGCAGCCUGUGUGCUCCCCGGUGUGGCCGCCUCAGCCUCACUGCUCCCCACAGGCCGCACUUUAAAGCACCACAGUGUUGAGGGCAGGCUUGGUGGUGCCAGUCAUCAUUCUACAGUGACUUGGUGUUGAAGGGUGUUGUGAUUCCAGCAAUACUUCAACACCCACCAGUGAAAGGGAUGACAGUUUUCAGCGCAAGUUUGGCGAUUUUAGUGAUAAUCUUGACCACGAGGAGAAAUGACAGUUUUCAAGGAUGUUUUCACGAUUGUAGCAACAGUUUGACUCCUGUGCAGAGUAUUAAGUUUUCAAGUGGGUGUCUGUGAUUCUUGUGAUGAUUUAAGUUUUCAAAGGUGUUCCUCAUGACUGCAGUAACAGUUUGACAGGCUCCAGUGGAAUGAUCAAGUUUUCAAGGGUGUUCGUGAUUAAUUUAAAGAGAGGUUACUAUAUUUCAAGAGUGUAUCCAUGAUUCUACCAGUAAUUGAAGACCAGGAUAAAUUAAUAGGUUCUCAAAGGGUGUUUUUAAUCAUUCUAUUAAUCUUAAGAGGCUGUAAAAGAACCUGCCACAUUUUGAUAAACAUUUUAAUGAUUCCCAUGAAAGUUGAACAAGUUUUCUACCUCACGGGAAGAAAAUAUAAAAAAACAAACAAAAAAAAAACACUCGCAAACCUGGCUUACCUUCCCUGCAGCCCUGGAAAGCAGAGAGAGAGAGAGAGAGAGAGAGAGAGAGAGAGUGUGUGUGUGUGAAAAAUGGAUAAUCUUUGUGGGGUUGUGGAAUUUAUUGUAAUGUUUAAAGUGAAAUGAGAUUUGUAUGAAUGUGGUUGUGAUUGUGUGGAGCAGUGAAUGUGAAAUGAACAGAAUGAUGUGGUGGAAUGAAUGAGAUGAACUAAUGUAAAGGAAUGAAGGACAGAUGAUUAUGAAGAGGAAUGAAUGAAUGAAUAAAUGUGGAAAUGGAAUGAAGAGAAUGAUGUGGUGGAAUGAAUGAGAUGAAAUAAUGUAAAAAGAAUGAAGGAGAGACAAUUAUUAAGAGGAGUGAAUGAAAGAAUGUGAGGAUAGAAUGAAUGCAAUAACAUGUAAAGAAAGGAAUGAAUGAAAGAAUGUGGGAAUGACAAUGAAAAAAAAAGACAAGAUUAUCCAGAAAAAUGAAAGAAAAAUAAGAUGCAGUAGAGGAAAAGAAUGAGAAAAAUGAGAAAAAAAGUGAAGGAAUGAGAUGAGAGGAGGAGGAGGCUGUACAAAUAUUGUGGUCCAUUUUGUAGUGUAAGAGAGUGGAGGAGGUGGAAAUGGUUGACUGGCGGAAGAAAGACUAGACAGCUCUGUGUGUGUGUGUGUGUGUUUUUUUUUUUUUCCCAUUUCCUUUAUUACAAGUCUGUUUUUCUGUCCCUGAUAAAUGAAAAAGGGAAAUAAUCGAGUAAAAUAUAAACAGAUUGAGAAAUAAACCUAUGUAUUUUGAUGAGUGAGUGUUAAUAUUGAAAAAAAAAAAAAAAAAGGAGAGAAAUUGGUGAUUGAAAAGGUGGAUGAGAAAUUAAUUUGUUCUUUUUGACGAGUGCAUUUAUAUUGAAAAAAAAGAGAAGGAGAAAGAGAAAAAGAAAGACUAGUGGCUGAAAAGGUGGAUGAGAAAUUAACUGAUUGAUUUUGACGAGUGAGCGUUAAUCUUAAAAAAAAAGGAGAAGGAAAAGAAGAAGAAAAAACUGAUGAUUGAAAAAAAAAGGAAAAACAAUAAACGGAUUAAUUUUGACCAGUGUUUAUAUUGAAAAAAAAAAGGAAAAGAAGAGAGAGAGAGAGAGAGAGAAAGGCUGGUGAAAGAGAGAGAGCUUGAAUGAAAACAGAGAAAUAAGGUGAGAGUUUUCAUACCAUAAAAAGGAGAAAAGAUUGGUGACGAAUACAGAGAAGCUUUAAACUAAUAUGAAAAGAGAGAAAGCUUGAAUGAAAACAGAAAAAUAAGCUGAGUUUUCUUAGCACAAAAAGGAGAAAGAUUGAAGAAUACAAACAGACAAGCUUUAAACUAAUCAUCUUUUCUGUUAAAGUGCAAAACAAGAGAGAGAGAGAGAGCUGGUGAUUGAAAACAGAGAGAAAGCUUGAAUGAAUAACAAAAAAGCAUAUCUAACAAAUGAGCAUUUUUCAUUUAGUGCAAAAAAAGAGAUUGGUGAAGAAUAGAAAGAGAGAAGCUUAAACUAACAACCUUUUCCGAUAGUGGUGAUUGAAAACAGACAGCUUGAAUGAAAAGAGAAAAAUAAGCUUAAUCAACAAGUCCUCUUCCAUUCAGUGCAAAAAAUAAAUGGAGAACUGGAGUGGAUUAAAAAAUGUAGAACGGAAUGGCAAUAAAAGCUUACUUAAUGAGCUUUUCUUUAGUGCAAAGGAGAGCUUGGCGAUUGAAAAAACUGAGAAAGCUUGAAUGAAAAAGAGAAAAUAAGCUUAAUUGUAGAUGCUUGAAUGGAAUGGCAAAAAAAGCUUAAGCGACAAGUUUUAAUUUAGAGCAAUGGAGAGUUCUUGGCAAUUGAAAAAUAGAGAAAGCUUGAAUGAAAAAGAGAAAAAUAAGCUUAAUUGUAGAUGCUUGAAUGGAAUGGCAAAAAAAGCUUAAGUGACGAGUUUUAACUUAGUGCAAAGGAUAGGUUGGUGAUUGAAAAAGCAGAAAGCUUGAAUGAAAAAGAGAGAAAUAAGCUUAAUUGUAGAUGCUGGAAUGGAGUCUCAGAAAAAGUUUACCUAAUGAGUUUUUAUUUGGAGCAAAUGAGAGGUUGGCAAUUGAAAUACAGAGAAAGCUUGAAUGAAAAGAAGAAUAAGCUUAAUUGUAGAUGUUGGAAUGGAGUGGCAAAAAAAGCUUACCUGACAAUUUUUAUUUAGUGCUAAGGAGAACUUGGUGAUUGAAAAACAGAAAAAUAAGCAUAAUUGUAGAUGCUUGAAUGGAAUGGCAAAAAAAAGCUUAAGUGAUGAGUUUUUAUUGAGAGCAAAGGAAAGUUCUUGGCAAUUGAAAUAGAGAAAGCUUGAAUGAAGAGAGAAAUAAGCUUAAUUGUAGAUGCUGGAAUGGAGUGGCAAAUAAAGCUUACCUGAUGAGUUUUCAUUUAGAGCAAAGAAGAGUGCUUGGUGAUUGAAAAUCAGAGAAAGCUUGAAUGAAAAGAGAAAUAAGCUUAAUUGUAGAUGCUGGAAUAGUGAAAAAGCUUACCUGACAAGUUUUUAUUUAGUGCAAAGGAGAAACAGAGAAAGCUUGAAUGAAAAAGAGAAAUAAGCUUAAUUGUAGAUGCUGGAAUGGAAUGGCAAAAAAAGCUUACCUAAUGAGUUUUUAUUUAGUGCAAAGGAGAGUGCUUGGUGAUUGAAAAACAGAGAAAGCUUGAAUGAAAAAGAGAGAAAUAAGCUUAAUUGUAGAUGCUGGAAUGGAAAAGAACUUACCUGUCAAGUUUUUAUUUAGAGGAAAAGGCAAGAUUAGUGAUUGAAAACUUUUGAUACUGAAAUGAAGUCAAUGUAAAAAUGAACGACUUAUUUAGACGACAACUCUGUUUAGUGAAGAAGGGAAGAGAUUGGGGAGAAAUAAUUAAACUAACACAUAAACACUGCAGCAAAUACUUAAGUUUCUCUCAAUGGCUGUCUGGCGCCCUCCCCAUAAAAAAAAAAAAAAAAUAAGAGAAAGGAACGCAUCGCUGUUUAGUGCAAAAGGGAAAAGAUUAGUAAGAAAACCGCUGAACAUGGCAGCAAAUACUUAGUGAUCUUGUGGCUGCCUGGCACUCUCCCCGUAAAGAAAGAAGAAAGUGGAGAUAAGAGGAAUAAGGAAAUGAAAACCUUAUCAAGUAUUUAGUGCAGAAGGGAAACAAUUAGUGGGGGAAUAACACAUGAACACUGCAGCACUCAAGUUACUCAGUGUUCUACCUUGUGCUUUCCCCAUAAAGAAAAAAAAAAUGAAGAUGAACAAGGAAAUGAAAACACAGUGUUAUUGGGUGAAAAAGGGAAGAGAUUGAGGAGAAAAAAAUAGUAAAUGAACACUUGAGCAAAUAUUUAAGUGACUCCGAUGGCUGUCUGACACUCUCCAUAAAGAAAACGAAAGUAAAAAAUAGAAGAACGAGGAAAUUUAAGCUCUCCUUCAACUAACACACCUCUUAUUUAGUGCAAAAGAGAAGAGAUUGGGGAGAAUUUGCAUGAACACUUGAGCAAAUAUAUAAGUGACUCCGAUGGCUGUCUGACACUCUCCAUAAAGAAAACAAAAAUAAAAAUAGAGGAAGAAGGAAAUUUAAGCUCUCCUUCAACUAAUACAUCUCUUAUUUAGUGCAACAAGGAGUAGAUUGAGGAGAAAUAACACAUGAACACUGCAGCAAAGACUUAAAUUUACCCUUGUGUUCUGCCUGGUGCUCUCCUUAUUAAGAAAGUGAAAAAUAGAGGAGGAAGGAAACGAAAUGUCUUGAAGUAUCUUGAAAUAUGUACUCUAUCUAAUAAAUUGCCGUGAUAAGUCCAGGUGUGAGGCUGAAUGAAAAACAAAGGAAGAAGGAAAUUAAACUCCCCCCUUGAAGUACUUUGAAAUACGUACUCAACCCCUUAAAUUGCUGUAAAAAAUGUCAAGUGGCGCCCAACUGCUCUCCCAAAAUUAAAAAUAAGAGGAAAAAGGAAAUAAAAACCCUCCUUAAAGAACCUUAAAAUAUGUACUGUACCCCACAAAUUGCUUUAAAAAAUGUCGUAGUGCCCGAAACACUCGUAAAGUGCAAAGGAACAAUGAAAUUAACCCCCCCCCCUUGAAGAACCUAGAAAUAUGUACUAUACCCCACAAAUUGCUGUAAAAAUGUCAAGUGGUGCCCCAAAUGGUCUCGUAAAGUGCAAAGGUACAAGGAAUUUAAGCCACGCCCUUGAAGAACCUUGACACACUUACCCGAGCCCAGAAAAUCCCAUAGAAAAGCCAAAUUUAUAUAAAAAAUGCAAAGGUGACACAAGACAGUAAGGGAAGCUGCCAGGGGUCACCAGGUCUGUACGUGACAUUACCUGUUGUGAACGAGAGGUGAACGGUGGUGCCGAAACAUAUGAGUGACCUGACCUGACCUGACCUAGUAAUGGCAAAUGAAAAAAAAUAAACGCUAAUUGACUUUCGUGAUGCAAAAUGAAAGAAAUAAACAAAACAGUCUGGGUAUUCAUUAAAAGCAUACCACUGCAGUAUACCUGAGUGUAAAUAUACAUACAUACAUACAUACACUAUAUUACUACUACUACUACUACUGUAAGUGAUGCUUUGAAGUAACUUGAAGUGUACUCCUGUGUAUUACUGCAAUGUCCAACUCAAGACAUCAAUGUAGUGUGUGUUACAAUGCCAUGUUAACUAUUUAAGAGGGGUGUGUGUAUGUGUGUGUGUGUGUGUGUGUGUGUGUGUGUGUGUGUGUGUGUGUGUGUGUGUGUGUGUGUCUGUGUGGCCAUUGGGUGUCUCUCAGUAUAGUGCUGCUGCUGCUGCUGCCACUACCCUGGCAAUACAGUAAUACAGUGUUGCAAUCUGGA